Molecule: messenger RNA, 2534 nt
Organism: Lipotes vexillifer (Yangtze River dolphin)
Lineage: Eukaryota; Metazoa; Chordata; Mammalia; Artiodactyla; Lipotidae
Gene: RBM24
Product: RNA binding motif protein 24
Exons: 4
Coding region: 16-726 (236 amino acids)
Biological process (GO): regulation of alternative mRNA splicing, via spliceosome; mRNA stabilization; positive regulation of myotube differentiation
Cellular component (GO): nucleus; cytosol
Molecular function (GO): mRNA 3'-UTR binding
Source: RefSeq, a predicted model, not a curated record
GGGGCGGGCGCGAAGAUGCACACGACCCAGAAGGACACGACGUACACCAAGAUCUUCGUCGGGGGGCUGCCCUACCACACCACGGACGCCAGCUUGCGCAAGUACUUCGAGGUCUUCGGCGAGAUCGAGGAGGCGGUGGUCAUCACCGACCGGCAGACGGGCAAGUCCCGGGGCUAUGGAUUUGUCACCAUGGCUGACCGGGCUGCUGCCGAAAGAGCCUGCAAGGAUCCCAACCCCAUCAUUGAUGGCAGGAAGGCCAAUGUGAAUCUGGCAUACUUGGGAGCAAAACCAAGGAUCAUGCAACCAGGUUUUGCCUUUGGUGUUCAACAGCUUCAUCCAGCCCUUAUACAAAGACCUUUUGGGAUACCUGCCCACUAUGUCUAUCCUCAGGCUUUUGUGCAGCCUGGAGUGGUCAUCCCGCACGUCCAGCCGACCGCAGCGGCCGCCUCCACCGCACCUUACAUUGACUACACGGGAGCCGCGUACGCACAGUACUCGGCGGCCGCCGCAGCCGCCGCCGCCGCCGCCGCCUACGACCAGUACCCGUACGCAGCCUCCCCGGCUGCCGCUGGCUACGUCACGGCCGGGGGCUACGGCUACGCGGUGCAGCAGCCAAUCACCGCCGCCGCACCUGGGACCGCGGCCGCCGCCGCCGCCGCAGCUGCCGCCGCCGCUGCCUUUGGCCAGUAUCAGCCUCAGCAGCUGCAAACAGAUCGGAUGCAAUAGGCCAGAACCUGAUCAAAGUCGAAUUGUUUCCUCUUUCCCGCCCGAUUUCCCAAUUUUCAGUAGCUAAUAAGAGUUAACAUUGACUUAACAGCUUUAAAAAAAAAAAAAAAAAAAAAAAGCUAUGCUAUUGUGAAGCAGAAUUAUGAUGAUUAUUUUUUUUAAUACUCCAGUAGUAGUUCUAGACGUGAAAGAGAUGAGAAUGAGGGGGGGAGUGGGCGCAGUUUUGGAAAUCAAUCCCAAAGAGCCUGAGUAAGUAAAAGGCCGCGACGAAACGGUGGCAGGAGGAAAAAUGGAACUUCACUUUUAUAACGGGAUUUUUACUUUUGCUCUUUUUAUAGUAUCAGGGAAGCAAACUGCCUUUUACCAGUUAGAAAAUGCUAUUUGAAUCCAGUUGAACCAGGGAAUACAGAGUGAGCAAUAUGUAGCUUGAAUUACAUUUAAAAGCAGAUUUUUUUUUAAAAAUGGUGAAAGCACUGAUUGUCAGUUUUAGCAGUCACUAUGGCCUAGAGAACUUUUUCAAGAAGGUAAUGUUCUUACUCUCAAAAAUGGGCAUCGAACAAUCAAUCUAGGAGCAUGGCAGUGGGUGAAAUGGUGGACAGGCACCAAAGCUAUUUUCUCAUCUACCCAGUGGAUGAGUGGGACUGUGAAACAAGUGAUGUGGAAUGAAUGGGUGCAACAGCUGUACAGACAAUCAAUAACACACACAGUUCUGGAAAGAACACAUCACUUGUGCUUGUUUGAUGAGCUUGUCACAUUCUAAUCCCUCUCCCCAUCCUGUUUCAAUUUUGGGAAACUUGUAUCUGCUGGUGUCAGCAAUUCUGAUUCUGAAAUAGGAUCAGGCUUUUACUACAACAGCCUUCUCUUUCUAUUUAUUGUGUCGACUCGUGGCUUAUGAUUAAAGGCGGGCAAAGUUUGCAGACUCUAAACCCUUAAGAACUGUCUUAAGGACAUUUAUUUUUUUCCCUUUUUAAAUAAUUUUACACUUUUUAGUAUCUAUUUCAGAGUCAUAUUUAAAACUAUUUAUUAGUGAAUACAGUACAUGAGACAACAAGGUUACUGAGAUUACAGUUCUUCAACAAUUAAUGAUAAUGUGGUUUAUACUGUGCCUUAAUAGUAAUGCUAUUUAAGAUAUUUAUUUUUAAGUUUUACUAUGCUGCACUCUAAAGAAAGGAACUUUAGAUGUGACACUGUAAAAUUAUGUAUUCAUCUCAUGGCAUAAAUUAUUUAGUAGGUCUAGAUGUAGCAUAUUAAAUAUUAACCUAUUCAACUAAAGAUGUUGACUUGGAUUUAUUUAAAUUCAUAUGUGCACUGUAUAAGAGAGUACUCUUACAUUAACACAUUUUAGUUUAGUUUAGUUUUUAGGUUUUUUUUUUUUUUUAAUUUUUAACAGGACCUAUUGCUAGUUUCAUGCUUCCUUCUCUGAUUUUUGCUCGUGUAGCUCUCAUUUAUUGGUACUUCAUUAGUUUAACACUCUUCUUAUGUAGUUUAUGUAGUUUUUAAAUGCUGCUUUACAUUUUUCUUCUGAAACUGCAAUACUUGCAAUUUUUAUUCUUAAAGUAAAUUGAAUACUAUUUUACACUGUAUUGGAUUUUUAUACUUGAACAAUUUCAUACAAGGGAAGACAGGUUAGCAUUUUUAUGGACUUUCUCCAUUAUCACUGGAUUUACUUUAAGUAUUCCCAUACUAGACAGUGUUAUGUAAUGUAGACAUGACUCUCCUGUGCAAAUUAUUUAUUCAUUGUGUAUAUUGCUUUAUAACAUUUCAGAUCUUCUAAUCUAUUCACUUGUAUUAAAUAUAAUUUUUAAAAA